This is a messenger RNA of Mercenaria mercenaria, 2316 nucleotides long. Its product is annotated as calmodulin-beta-like. Gene Ontology annotation, molecular function: calcium ion binding. The transcript is spliced from 6 exons. The record is from RefSeq and is a predicted model, not a curated record. Lineage: Eukaryota; Metazoa; Mollusca; Bivalvia; Venerida; Veneridae. The coding region runs from base 208 to 732 and encodes 174 amino acids.
UACACCUUUAAUCCCACUCUAUUAAUAUAUACAUAAUACGAACUGUUAUUUACUAGCGAACAUAAUACAUUUGAACUUUUAAGACAAACAAUUAAAUGAUUUGACUUUAUGGUAAUGUACGAAAUCUUCAAGUGUUAGUGUUAAACGAAUGGACUAACAUAGUAUAUCUUUAUUAUUUUGUGCAUUUAACAACGGAGAUAUUAGACAAUGGCAUCUGAGAGGACUAAAGUAAAAACAGACAAAGAAAAAGAAAAGUUCGAAGGCGAAAUCAAAGAAAUGUUUAAACUCUUCGACAAAAAUGGCGAUAACAACAUAUCCACUGCUGAGAUGGGUAAGGUCCUGAGGACAAUGGGCUUUCAGAUGACAAACAAGGAAAUAAAAGCAGCUGUAAAACAGAUAGACACCAACGGUAACGGGACUAUCGAAUAUGGAGAGUUCAGAAGUUUCCUUAUAAAACAGUUCAAACAUUCCAAGUCGGAACAAGAUACCCGGCAGGAAAUCCGGCAAGCAUUCCGGAUAUUUGACAGGGACGGGAACGGUUAUAUAGAGAAGGCCGAAUUAAGGCGAGCAAUGAAAACGAUGGGUGAACCUUUAACAGAAACAGAACUUGACAUAAUGAUGAGGGACGCAGAUAAAAAUAAAGACGGAAAAAUUGAUUAUGAAGAAUUUGUAGUUUUAUGGACCAGCAAGACAAAAGAUUUAAAGGAACAGUCAGAAAAAAUGAGCAAAUAGCACCAACAUUAUUCUUUUUUUCUGUUGUUUCUUGUUUUGUGUUGUUUAACUUAUAUUUUUUCCCAUUAAUUUUAUCUUGUUUCUGUUGGGACUUUACAUUUUUAUUCAGUAAAUGUACAACAACAAAGAAGUGCUUAUAAUUUAUAUUUUUAUUAUAUUCUCCAUGAAAGACAUAUUCGCAUUUCUUAACACUAUCUAAUAACAACGUUUCGAAGCUGGUACCACUUGUGACAAACGCUGCGCUCAAUGACGUCUACAAAAGCGGCACGGUACACCAAAGCAACAUGCCCGGAUGAGUUAUCUCCCAUCUAAAGUCUCCCGAUAAAAUCAUCUGUUUGAAGACAUACUUAAAACAAUUGUACAUACACACAUUUGCAUGCCUGUACAAACGAGAUUAUGCAAUUUUUUUUUGCAUUUUAUUAUGUCAAUUGUUUUUGUAAAUAUAUAAAUAAAAUGUACAUACAAUGUAUCUACUUACAUAAAUCUACAACAAACGUAUAAAAUACAGAACAAGUCUGCCCAGCUGGAACGAGUAUAUGUUAAGGUAUCCGAUCCACAAAUAGGUAACAUUUCGAUGCCUGUUGACCCUAUGUUUUUGUUUUUUGUUUUUUUGGUAUCAUUUGAAAGAGGCCUGUCUGCUGAACAAUAAUUAGUAAAUAAGAUGACCAUAAAAAACAUGCAAGAGUCAUUACAGUCAUGCUUUUUGACUGUAAAUUGAAAAAUCUUACACUGUAAUAACUGGAUUUCUGUUGAAGUAUCAUUGAAAACUAUAGAGUAAAAAAAUAAAAAUUCUAUGAUAUAUUUUUGUCAUGUAUUUUAUAUAUACAUUCAAAUGAUAACAAAAUUAUAUUUAAUAGCUUACCAGACAUCAAUCAAUGACAUAUUUUGAUAGCACUGUUAUAUAGAACUUGCUUAUUUGCGGAUCGGAUACCUUAAAGUUGCUGACCCGGCGUAAUUACACUCGGCAAUUUCCGUCAAAUUACGUAAUCGUUUUAAUCAGUUCGUUAAUCUUCGGUUGUAGAAAUAAUGGCUUUCUGGAAAUUCCGUAGAAUGCCGAAAGCAUACGGAGAAACAAUUACGUAAAUUGCAGGUUAUUUUUAUAGGUCCCAACCAUAAGAAAAUGACAUACAAAUGCAAAGGCUUAUUAUACAUGUAUCAUUUGUCGUGAAGUGAAACUAAAAAGUGUGCGUAACCCUAAAGUUAAAUAUCACAUUUUAUUACAUCUUUUUAGUGAAAUAUCGAAAUAUAAGUUAGAGUAAAAUAUAUCAAAUGAAUUUGUCUCUGACAAGACUGUACCCUGUAAAAUUUAGUCAAAACAUGAAAUAAAAAGAAAAAAAUGUUUGUUUCACAUGUAAGAUCAAAAUAUUGUUCUGUCAUGAACAGCAUAUCUUAAUAUUUCAAUCUUGCACUGAAACGAACAAAUAUCCCUAGUAUCUAGUAUCACAAGAUAACACAUUUAAUACGCUUGACCUUUGAAGAAAGACAUGUUUUUUAUUCGGUCUUGUUGUACAGGUAUGCAGCUUGGUAGAAACAUCCGCUUCCACCUAGCGGAUACCUUCCCUAAAUGAAGAAAAAAAAAUACAA